AUGAGCGGAUCUUUGUUGCGGAAGAUUACACGGCAGAUCUCUCCCCACCACAAUCCAGAGGGUAUUACUUUCGGCAAAACCAAACUUUUGUUCGACAGGAAAGCGCCAGAUUCAAAGCCGGCACAGGAAACAUAUGCUUCGACACUAGUGUCGAAACUUGCUGAUGGACUCAAGUACGAGGUAGAGCAUGUGGAGAGAAGUGUUGUGCCUGUUUCGGUGCUACAGCACGAGCAAAAGCCCGCCAAGAAGAAAAACGAGCCCACAAAACCGCGUUCCAAGGCGCGGUUGACGGGCGAGCGUGUAGCCGAGCUCGUUGAGGCUGCAGCAGCGGCCCCCGAAGGUAUGUAUUGGUGA
Lachancea dasiensis is the source of this 354-nucleotide messenger RNA. Lineage: Eukaryota; Fungi; Ascomycota; Saccharomycetes; Saccharomycetales; Saccharomycetaceae. The record is from the annotation of a GenBank genome assembly.